Messenger RNA from Aphidius gifuensis, 1770 nucleotides. RefSeq names its product endothelin-converting enzyme 1-like. Bases 1 to 1770 code for a protein of 589 amino acids. The record is from RefSeq and is a predicted model, not a curated record. Gene Ontology annotation, biological process: protein processing. Gene Ontology annotation, molecular function: metalloendopeptidase activity. The transcript is spliced from 15 exons. Lineage: Eukaryota; Metazoa; Arthropoda; Insecta; Hymenoptera; Braconidae. Gene Ontology annotation, cellular component: plasma membrane.
AUGACAGAAUUGAAAAGUCGAAGAUUAUUAUUGAUGCUCUCAAUUGGUAUUGCAAAUGCUCUUUGGAAUGAUGGUCCAUGUAAAUCUGAUGAUUGCUGGAAACAACGAGCACGAGAGAUUGAAGAAAGUUUAGAUGUCACCAUUGAUCCAUGUGAUAAUUUCUAUGCAUUUUCAUGUGGUGGAUGGAUGAAAAAAAAUCCAGCACCUCGUUAUUAUAAAUCUUGGACACCUGCAAAUGUCUACGAGCAUAAAAUGAUGAAUAUAUUUGCUAAACAACGAGAUGAAACUGGCUUUGAUAUUAUUGAAAGUCUUGAGAUUAUCGGUGGAUGGCCAAUUUUGGGUGAUAAAUAUCAAACACCUCUUGAAGUUAUACCAAGCGUUAUUUUGCCUGUGAUAACAAAAGUCUUUGGUGUUGACACAAAUUCAACAGAGGUAAAACAAUAUAUCAAUAAUAUUGUCAAAGUUGUCAAAGAAAUUUCAAUAAACAGAAAUAUACCAUUUAACACCAUAAAAGUGCUACAAGAUGCAAAUGAUAUUAUUAAUUUUCAAUUGGAAUUAAUUGAGGUUAAAAAAAAAUCAUCACUUGGAAAACCAGAAUUAUUUCAAGGUUCUGAUGACUUCAAGAAUUGGUUCGACCUCCAUUUAUCUGGAAUCAAUAAUUCUCAUGCGCUCCGUUUUUGUUACUUGAAUCCUUUUCCUCCGUUUUCAUCAAAGGAAAAUGUAGAUACUGAAUUCGCCGUAGAAAACAUUGAAAUAUUGGAAAACUUGAUUGUAUUAUUUGACAAUACUAAACCAGAUACACUACAAAAUUUUAUAAUAUGGGAUUUGGUUUAUAAAUAUCUAAAAUUUAUGCCAACAAGAAUGUAUGAUAUUGAAUAUGAGCUCAACAACAUUGGCAAAGAAACUCUAGGAUUAUUUCUUAAUCGUGAGGAACGUUGCAUCAGAAGUCUGCCAUUUUUAUCAGCACUAGUUCUAAAAUUUCUUUCAGUAUAUUAUCCUGAAAAUUAUAAAAAUUCUAGCAAGGAUAUAAUCACUAAAGUAAUCGAAAGUAGCCAAGAAUAUGUAAACAAAACAUCAUGGAUGUUUUCUGAAUGGAAAAAUUCAGUAUCACUAAGAAUUCCAGAUUUAUUUCAAUAUAAUUAUUAUUUAUUUUUCAACAAUAAUUCCAUCGAUGAAAUUUAUGGAUAUCCAAAAAUUUUUACUAAUAAUUACAUGGAAGAUUCUUUACGGAUUUCUCGAUUGGAACGCCACAGACUACUACAACAAUAUGAUAGACCUCUUCUUGACGCAAAAAAUCUAUAUUUUUUUGAUGGAUCGAUCGUUAUAUCAAUUUUGAGUCAUCUACUGUCAAAAUUUCAGCCGAACGUUCCACAAGCAUCAAAUUAUGGACCAGCCGCAACUGUAGUUGGUCUAUCAAUUAGACCUAUUUUCGGUUUGAUCGAUACAGUUUUUUAUAUUUCGGAAAGUGAUAAUGUCGACUUUAUGACAAACGAUAUGAAAAAUGAAUUUUUACGACGAUAUUAUACUUUUAAAAUGCAAUUCCAUAAUAAUUCUACAACUUAUGGAUUGUCAAAUGAUACAAUAUUAAAUGCAAUCAUUUUAAGGAUAAUUGAGAUAUCAUAUUUAGAAGACAACUUUGGAAUUCCUGCAGCUUUUGCAGCUUAUGAAAAAAAUAAAACACCAGAAGAUGAGGAAAUUUCAUUGCCAAAUUAUCCAAUGUAUAAAGAUAAAAAACUUUUUUUUAUAUCUUAUGCAAGUGUAAGUGUAUAA